UACGAAAUACAAGGGAAGACGAUUUGUUUUGCGUUUUCACUUCAGAUUGAGCAGCGGUUAGUUGCUGGAUAAAUCCUAAUAAACGACUAAUUUAAAAUCAUGGCAGACUCAAACAUAGAACCUCCUACAAAUGACGUAGAGAGUAACUAUUCAACUCCUGCAAAUGAUCCCAAAAACAUGCAGGAGGUAACACAGUAUGUACAAUCACUGCUCCAAAAUAUGCAAGAUAAAUUCCAAAGCAUGUCAGACCAGAUUAUAAACAGAAUAGAUGAGAUGGGGACUCGAGUGGACGAGCUUGAGAAGAAUAUCACAGACCUCAUGACUCAGGCGGGAGUUGAGAAUGAAAAGUAGGAGCCUCAUGCACAAUGUUAAGGUAUUACCUUAAGGUACUUGCUAGUUAGUUUGCAAUAUCAAACAUAUUUAGACUUAAAAUGCAGUUCAAAUUACUAUAAAUAAUUAAGGUCUGUAAUCAUAAUUAUCUUUGAUUGGAUGUUUUGAAAU
Cydia amplana is the source of this 501-nucleotide messenger RNA. RefSeq names its product heat shock factor-binding protein 1. Gene Ontology annotation, molecular function: transcription corepressor activity. Gene Ontology annotation, cellular component: cytosol; nucleus. Lineage: Eukaryota; Metazoa; Arthropoda; Insecta; Lepidoptera; Tortricidae. The record is from RefSeq and is a predicted model, not a curated record. Gene Ontology annotation, biological process: cellular heat acclimation. The transcript has 2 exons. Bases 100 to 351 code for a protein of 83 amino acids.